CUGCUGCUUAUUUUGAAUGCGAUCACGGGCAGGGUUUCAGAACCAAGGUCUACUCUCACAACGCCGUACAGCCGAAACCAGCUAAACAGCAGGACCCUUUUCACCUGGCGAGUUCUGGUGCCUGUGACGGGACGCUGCUCCCAUGGUGUUGCCGCCGGCUCUUCUCGGCCGAGAUCGUUCCUCCGCUCCCCACGAUUAUUACAGUACUGUUAGCCACUGCAGUGCCGUGGUAAUUGUACCGGCUUACUAGACUCGGAGUAGGAUUAUUAUUCCCCGGCCCCAACGUGCGGCUUCAGCAUCAGUCAAUAUACGAUCAUCUUUCUCAUUCCCUUUUCUCCGUAACACCUGUGUCCUGCGUUCUAUUGUUCAGCGCUCGCUGGUCCUUGCCCGUCAGCUCUCUGGGAGCCUCCCCUAUUCUUUGUCCAUUGCUAAAGAUUCAGACCUAAGUUGGAACAAUAUGGGCACUUGAUCAAGUGCUCUGGCGGCGGUCCUCGCCUCGGGAUCACAUCUUGCCUACUACUAUCAUUCGGCUAGCUGCAACGCAAACAUACCACCUACAAUGACAUUUGCUACAGCGAGUCGAAAGCUGAAAAAGGCGGCGAGAAUCAUCCUUGUUGGGGCACCGGGGGUUGGAAAAGGAACGCAGUCCGAGAGGCUUAUGAAACGGUUUCCACAACUGUGCACGAUCGCGACCGGAGAUCUUCUGCGUGACAAUGUCAAGAAUAAGACAGCUCUUGGACAACACGCAGAAAGCUACAUGCGCAGUGGUGGUCUGGUGCCCGAUCCUUUGAUUCUCAACCUCAUCCUCAACGAAUUAACCACGAGAAAGUGGUUAGACACAUACGAUUCCAAUGAGAACAUAAUCGCCGCCCUUGAACAUGGCCAGAACUCGGGCAAAACAAUAGUUCAAGUCUCGAAUUCACCCGAUACAUCUUUUAUUCUAGAUGGGUUUCCUCGUACUGCCACCCAAGCUCGAGCUCUGUCACAUCUUCUCCCCAUCAACCUGGUCUUCCAGCUUGUCACUCCAGUCGAGGUUAUCCUCUCUCGAAUGGCGAAUAGAUGGACACAUUUGGCUUCGGGAAGAGUAUACAACGUGGGAUUCAAUGAUCCAAAAGUCGCUGGGAUUGACGACAUGACUGGGGAACCACUGGUGCAAAGGGACGAUGACAGCGAAGCCACAUGGCGGAAACGUCUGGCCAAGUUUGACGAGACGAGCCAGAGUUUGCUGGACUUCUACCGGGCGCAGGACGAAAAGCUCGUGGUCACGGUUCAAGGGAACAGCAGUGAUGAGAUUUCGCCGCAGAUAUUUGCAGAGGUCGAGAAGCGAUUCGGUCUAUAAAAGAGGAGUGAAUGGGUUACAUUAUUUUGAUCAUUUAGGGAAACAUUAAUCUGUCACCUCGACUGUGAUUCUCCAGAUCCCAUUGAGAUCAAGAUGAUCCCUAAGUCCCGGAUGCCCAGCCAGAGGUAGCUAAUCUGCGCUCGGCGCGAAACCGGCCUCAGCAGUGAAUGCCAGAGGCCGACGAUUUAAGUAAUGCUUUUUGUUGCCGGCGCGUGUAGAUGGAGAAAAGAAGGGAAGAGGAAAGUGUGGACGCGUGAGAAGUGACAAGUAUUUGCGGUGGGCCACUCAGGCUUGGCAAACGCGUGAGCUCCCUGCAACUUGAACUUCGACGAGUGCAGCAACUUCAAGUUCCAGUUCCAUGUUUGAUACAGGUUGACCUGGCUUUGGCUCCGAGUCGAGCUUGAUACCUGGCUACAUAUCUAACUCCUUGUACAGCACAUCAUACAUCAGUCAGCCUCAUCUGUCUCCCGCCGAUGAUGUGAUACGGCGUUGUUCCAACUUCGAAACAAAAAUUUUGCAAACUGCGCAAAUCGCUUUCCGAUAUGCAUGGAGCUCCCCCAGAUGUUCAAGCAUGCUGGAAAAUCAGAAGCAAACAAGAUGAUGCUGACUAGAGGUAGGCCUUCGACGGCCGGAAGCAAUUCAGCUGUCCGCCUCCUGCUGGUCGGUCGCUGCAACUCGCCGGCGGUCUGAAUCGGAACGUCCAAUUGAAUCCUCAUUGGUUGCUACUACUAGUACUUAUAGAACAUCCAACUAUAUUUGCCUCGUGGGAAAUGGUGUCAGAAUCCGGCCAUUCACCCGGUCAGCACUGCACGUACCCGCAUCUCGCCUGUGGCUGUCCGCAAACUCGAAGCUACUGUACCCGUUGAUAGCGGCCUUGCGCCUGUCCUAUGUUGCGACUUCGACUAGAUAGAUGAAACAGCCUGUUGCCAAUAGAAUUAGGAACUGACGGACAUCUUGUAGGCUGGGUGACAGGUGGACCACUCUCCCGAUAGCACAUGAGCAGAAGAGCCUGCGUCCAACGACUGAAGAAAAAGUGUCAACGGUGCCAGGUCAAACGGCACGAUGGAAGGCCUCCAGAAGUCAUCAACUCCCUGAUUACUAGUAGGGGCCGGGUACCCCAGAUAGCGCUACUCAGUGUCCACAGGGGCACCGAGAGCCCAAGGGCCCCCUCGGGCUCUCGUCUUUCGGUGGUUUUCAG
Molecule: messenger RNA, 2537 nt
Organism: Exophiala dermatitidis NIH/UT8656
Lineage: Eukaryota; Fungi; Ascomycota; Eurotiomycetes; Chaetothyriales; Herpotrichiellaceae
Product: adenylate kinase
Exons: 3
Coding region: 560-1339 (259 amino acids)
Biological process (GO): nucleobase-containing compound metabolic process
Cellular component (GO): cytoplasm; mitochondrion
Molecular function (GO): ATP binding; AMP kinase activity
Source: RefSeq, a predicted model, not a curated record